Aspergillus wentii DTO 134E9 is the source of this 520-nucleotide messenger RNA. RefSeq lists its product as uncharacterized. The record is from RefSeq and is a predicted model, not a curated record. The transcript has a single exon. The coding region runs from base 209 to 403 and encodes 64 amino acids. Lineage: Eukaryota; Fungi; Ascomycota; Eurotiomycetes; Eurotiales; Aspergillaceae.
GUUAAUUGAUGGGUCCAGUGGUUCAAUCAAUCCGUCAUUAAACCAGGACUAACAAGUGCGAUCGUCGCUUCUUAUUGCCAGACUGAUAUGCGGCCAGCCAUGACAGCCAGCCAAGGACGAUAACUGCAUCUGCAUCAACACCCAGCGAUCAUUUGUGGGCCCGAGAAACAAUGACAAUAAUGAUGGGAACACCUUUGCUCGAUAUCUCAUGACAGAAGCUGCAAACACCCACAUCCGCACGCCAUUGUUGAACGCACCGCCCACACAAGGUGUCCAGGGUGCUGGGAUAGGGACUACUACGACACUUGGAUACGCCAUCCGCUUCAAAAGCAAGCGUCGGCUAACACGGCCUGCAGCAACCCUGGAUGGUAGGGACGGAUCAUAUAAGUGGAUGCAAGGUUAGCGAGCUACAAUGGUGUUGGGAGGAACCUCUAUACAAUUGGUCCAAUGCACGUAAGCGGAGGAACAGGGGUGUGAGACUGAGAACCAGUCGAGUUGGCCGUGUCCAUUGAUGCCUGGC